AUGUCGUCAACGCCGCCGCCGCGAGCCCCAACCUCCGACAAAAAGGAAACAGCAGCAGUUCAAAUGCAGUACUGGUGGCGAAAGCAUCUAAAGCGCAAUGAACAGCUGUCUGAGAAAGCAAGGAAAAUUUCGGAAUGGCGUGGAUUACAGGAUAUUUCGCUCCACAAUACUGAACUCAUUGAGAAGCUGAACGCUAUUAGGAGAAGAAAGGCUUACGAUCUUAUGAAAUACGAGCAUAUACUCCAACUACCCGCACGAAAAAUCGCUGAAUAUCUAGCAAAGGAGUCUCAGAAGCCUUCAAAAGUUGUGGAAGCCGAAGAUGAAGAAAUCAUAGAGAGAAUUGAACAUGUAAAGAGGCAUGAAGCUGCAGUGAUUAUACAGCGAGCAGUAAGUUUGAAAUCUGCACAAGUGCAGUUCGAGUCAACACCUUACUUUUAG
Molecule: messenger RNA, 438 nt
Organism: Strongylus vulgaris
Lineage: Eukaryota; Metazoa; Nematoda; Chromadorea; Rhabditida; Strongylidae
Source: the annotation of a GenBank genome assembly